Messenger RNA from Cordyceps militaris CM01, 2523 nucleotides. RefSeq names its product K+ homeostasis protein Kha1. Gene Ontology annotation, cellular component: membrane. Bases 1 to 2523 code for a protein of 840 amino acids. Gene Ontology annotation, biological process: proton transmembrane transport. The record is from RefSeq and is a predicted model, not a curated record. Gene Ontology annotation, molecular function: antiporter activity. NCBI's taxonomy places the organism in Eukaryota, Fungi, Ascomycota, Sordariomycetes, Hypocreales, Cordycipitaceae. The transcript is spliced from 3 exons.
AUGGCCACGGCGGCGGACGCAAAUCGGGCUCCUCCGCAGGGCGGUGUGAUGGAAGGAGCCAACCCGUCCAAAUACAAUCCAAACGAUCCCAUCAUCUUGUUCAUCAUCCAAGCCGGCCUCAUCAUCAUCGUCUGCCAUGCGCUGCACUGGCCGCUCUCCAAGAUCCGGCAGCCGCGCGUCAUCGCCGAGGUCGUCGGGGGCAUCAUCCUCGGGCCCUCGGUCAUGGGCCGCGUGCCGGGCUUCCAGCAGGCCAUCUUCCCCAAGGAGUCGCUCCCGAACCUGUCGCUCGUCGCCAACCUCGGCCUCAUCCUGUACCUGUUCCUCAUCGGCAUGGAGACCGACGUCGGCUACCUCGUCAGCAACUGGCGCGUCGCCACCUCGGUCGCCUUUGCCGGCCUGGCCCUGCCCUUCGCCGCCGGCUGCGGCCUCGCCUGGGGCGUCUACCACGCGUUUCGCGACGACUCGGGGCUCGCCCCCAUCAGCUUCAGCACCUACAUGCUCUUCAUCGGCAUCGCCAUUGCCAUUACCGCGUUCCCGGUCCUCUGUCGAAUCCUCUCCGAGCUGAAGCUUCUGGAUACGUCCGUCGGUGUCAUUACUCUGUCGGCCGGUGUCGCCAACGAUGUCGUCGGCUGGGUGCUGCUGGCCUUGUGUGUCACCCUCGUCAACGCCGGCAAGGGCCUGACGGCGCUCUGGAUCCUCCUGUGCUGCGUCGGGUUCCUUCUCUUGCUCGUGUAUUUUGUCAGACCCGCGCUGUACUGGCUCCUCCGUCGCACAAAUAGUCUGCAGGCCGGCCCCUCCCAGAGCAUCGUGUCACUCAUCAUGCUCUUGGCACUGGCCUCGGCCUUUUUUACAGGCAUCAUCGGUGUGCACCCCAUCUUCGGCGCCUUCAUGGUCGGUCUCAUUGUUCCGCGCGAAGAGCGGUUCAACAUCAAAGUCACCGAAAAGAUGGAGGACUUGAUUGGCGCGCUGCUCCUGCCACUCUACUUUACCCUCUCAGGUCUCAAGACAAAUCUUGGCCUGCUCAACAGCGGCCUGGCCUGGGGCUACGUCUUUGCGACAACCAUUGUUGCUUUCUCGACAAAGAUUAUUGGCGCGUCUAUCGCUGCACGACUAAACGGUCUCGUGUGGCGCGAAUCGCUCACCAUUGGUGUCUUGAUGAGUUGCAAGGGUCUCGUCGAGUUGAUUGUGCUGAACAUUGGCCUCCAAGCCAACAUCCUCAGCACCCGCACCUUUACGAUUUUUGUCGUCAUGGCGCUCUUGACCACAUUUACAACAACACCACUGGUGUCAUGGCUGUACCCGCCCUGGUACCAGAAGAAGAUGGAACUCUGGCGCCGAGGCGAGAUCGACUGGGAUACCGGAGCCCUCAUCAGCCCGCCGCCCGGCGACGGCGCAGCUCCAGUCGCUGCGCGAGAGCAAAGCGUGACGCGCGUCCUCGUCUAUCUGCGCCUGGACACGAUGUCGAGACUGUUGCGGCUCGUCUCUCUGUUUGGCGAUUCUUCCAAGACUCUGGAUAAAGUCGCAGAGGCGGGGAACCCAUCUCCGAGACCAGUGCGCGCCCAUGGUAUCCGACUCCUCGAGCUGACGGACCGUGACUCGUCCGUCAUGACCGUGUCCCAGGUGGACAGCUACAGCCGGCACGACCCCGUCGUCAGCACCUUCCGAACCGUGACCCAGUCCAAGUCCCUCGCCGUCUCCGGCGAGGUCGCCAUCAUGCCCGAGCAUCGCUUCUCCCAGGCGCUCCUCACAAAGGCCGCGGCCAUGUCCGCCAACCUGCUGCUCGUUCCCUGGAGCGAGACGGGCAACAUUGCCGACUCGCAGAUCCUGUCAUCCUCUGCGCAGGCGGACAAGCUCGCCUCGCAGUACACGUCAUUCGCCUCGUCGAUCCUGGACAACAACGAACACAACAUUGCCGUGUAUUUCACUAGAAGUGACUAUGCCAGCGCAAAGGAAAGUCCAGCAGAGGACAAGGGCAAGCUGACGCGCCAGUACUCCCUCGGCAUGCUGCGACAAGACUUCCCCGUCGCGGCCGCCAAUCACCAGCCGUACCACAUCUUCAUGAUUUACAUUGGCGGCGCCGACGACGACUUUGCUGUCCGUCUUGUUCUGCAGCUGUGCGAGGGCUCGCAGGCGACGGCGACCAUCCUGAAAGCCAAGCAUGAAGAUGCGCACGCCUCCAGUUCGUCCAGGACGGACAUCAGCAACCUCUUGGAUGGCCUGGGCGAGGAACUGUCCGACAAGGUGCAGCUCGAGCACGUGGACGGCCCCAGCACCGUGGAAGAACUCAUCCACCACGCAUCGACCAACCUGGAAGUCGCCUCGCACCGAAACAAGUCCAGCCUCAUUGUGGUCGGAAGGCAUGCCAAGGACACGCUGGAUCUCGGCAAGCUCAAGCACAACCCGUCCCCCGAGACGGCCCAUUGCUUGGGAGUUCUCGCAGCGCAGGUAGUGGAGGAGUUUGUCGAAGCGGACGUGUUGAUUGUGCAGGCGGUGCAAGCUGUUGAUACCCCAGCAUACUCUUGA